CCUCCUACGAGUACGUCCCUCGUUCUCCUCUGCUUUUCUUCUUCACUGAAAUCGCUACUUGGAGACAGCCACGCGAUCAUCGAUAUCAAUCAAUGGCGACAAAGGUGUAUAUAGUGUACUACUCCAUGUACGGGCAUGUUGAGAAGUUGGCUGAAGAGAUAAAAAAAGGUGCCGCCUCUGUUGAAGGAGUAGAAGCUAAGCUGUGGCAGGUACCUGAAACACUUCCUGAAGAGGUGCUGUCAAAGAUGAGUGCACCUCCUAAGAGUGAUGUACCAAUCAUCUCGACUGAUCAGCUUUCUGAGGCUGAUGGGCUCCUACUUGGUUUCCCGACAAGAUUUGGUAUGAUGGCAGCUCAGUUCAAAGCUUUUCUCGAUGCAACUGGUGGGCUCUGGAGAACACAGCAGCUUGCAGGUAAGCCUGCUGGUAUCUUCUACAGCACUGGAUCACAAGGUGGCGGACAAGAGACUACUCCAUUGACAGCAAUCACUCAAUUGGUUCACCAUGGAAUGAUCUUUGUUCCCAUCGGCUACACCUUUGGCGCCGGUAUGUUCGAGAUGGAGAAAGUGAAGGGAGGAAGUCCAUAUGGUGCCGGCACAUUAGCCGGCGAUGGAUCCAGAUUUCCAACAGAGGUAGAACUGGAGCAAGCUUUCCACCAGGGUAAAUACUUCGCAACCAUUGCUAAGAAGCUCAAGGAAUCAUCUUGAUCUGGUAACAGAAGUUUAGUUGGUAAAGUUUUCAUGAACAGAUUAUAUAUUCCUAAAAUAUAAUCGCUUGGAGUUAUGCAUAAGUGUGGUCUUAUGGUUCUUAUUGCUUGUGUGAUUGAUAUAUCCUAUUUGCUUUCAAGUAUGCAUGAUGGAGAAAGGUUUUUUGUGAAGUGAAUUGUGUUGUUUGCUUUCUAUGUGUGUAAAAGCUCUCUUGAUCGAUUUAAUGUUUCAAAAAUAAUCUUUUUAUUGUGAUAUUUGACGUUAUUGUAUUUGAUUGAAUAUAUAUUCAAAAUAAGUUUGUACUUAAGUUUAGAAGUUCUA
Molecule: messenger RNA, 1025 nt
Organism: Dendrobium catenatum
Lineage: Eukaryota; Viridiplantae; Streptophyta; Magnoliopsida; Asparagales; Orchidaceae
Product: probable NAD(P)H dehydrogenase (quinone) FQR1-like 1
Exons: 4
Coding region: 93-704 (203 amino acids)
Molecular function (GO): NAD(P)H dehydrogenase (quinone) activity; FMN binding
Source: RefSeq, a predicted model, not a curated record